Pedinophyceae sp. YPF-701 is the source of this 2298-nucleotide messenger RNA. Lineage: Eukaryota; Viridiplantae; Chlorophyta; Pedinophyceae. The record is from the annotation of a GenBank genome assembly.
AUGGCUUCGCCCGGGGACCAGAACGCGCAGCAGGGGGGCGAGGCUGCCGUACGCAGACUUCCGGAGUCCGUCCGUUCGCGGCUGAGCGGGGCGAACAUCGCGUCGUUCGCGCACGCCGUCCAGGAGGUAGUCCUCAACGCGGUGGAGUCCGGAGCCCGUGAAAUCCACGUAGAGAUGGACGAGCGCGCGUCGCGCAUGUCGUUCCUCGUUCGAGACGACGGCUGCGGGAUCGCCGAGCCGGACAUGGCCCUCGUGGGCGCCCCGCACUCGUCGUCCAAGGACCCCGGCCUGGGCUACGCUGGCAACUCUCUCGCGGGCAUCGCGCAGGUGUCUGUGCUCGAAGUUUCGUCGCGCAGGUCCGGCGCGUGGGUACCUACUAUAUCAAAGACGCUGGCUGCGGGGUCGGAGGUGGCCACCGGGCUCGCGAAGAAGCAGAAGGCGUCCAGUGGCACAACGGUGUCUGUUCGAGACCUCUUCUUCAACAUGCCGGUGCGUCGGAAGCAGCACGCCGACGCGCGGGCGCAGAGCGACGGUCUCCGGGAGUGGCUGCUCGCCCUAGCUGCGGCACACCCGCCCCUCGGAAUCAGCCUGUACGACGCUGCAGCUUCAAAGCAGCUUCUUCAAAUCAAGCCCGGGCGCUCGCGAGAGGCGACGGAACAGCUCCUCUUUGGCGACAGGAAGACCGUGAGGUUCAGCGCGUCGGCCAGCGUGAACGGCGGCGACCUCCUCGUCACCGGCUGCGCUGUUGAGGCGCCGCACGGCGCAACGAGCAGGGCUGCCCAGCACGUCUACGUAAACCAAAGGCCCGUGAGGGCGCCCGACGUGGCGCGCCUGGUCGGCAAGCUCUUCAGCGCCUGCAUCGACAGCUUCGUGCAAUACUACCGCAUCGAGCACCCCGCCGCAUCUGGAGCCGCGCGCUACCCGGCCUACUGCGCGUUCAUUCGCUGCCCGCCGAGCUGCGUGGACGUCGUCAACAGCGACACCCGCGUGUACGCGGAGGCGAGGUUUCUCAGCGACGUCCGGCCCGCGCUGCACGCCGCCGUGCAGCACGCGUUCGUCGAGCAAGCGUGGGCCCGAGUCGCGCCCGCCGCUCUCCUCCGCGAGACGCGCGACCGCGCCCCCGGCUCCGCCCCGCACGACAGCGCGCAGGCCAUGUCCAUCAGCGGCCACGGGGGCCUCGAGAGCCUCGCCGGGGGCGCUGCUGAGGCCUCGAGCGAGCUGGCUGGCACGCUGCUGCAGCCAGCGCCGCGACCGAGCUCCCCCGCGGCACGGCCGUCUCGCAAGCGCCGCAGGCGCCCGCUCGAGGUGUCGCAGGCGUGGCAGCCUGGCGAACAGAACGCGGGCGCCGACGCGCUGCGCGACCCGGGCGCAGCUGCGUUCGAACUCCGCAGGCUGCGCAACCCUUCCUCGCAAGCGAUCGACGCGGGCCGGCCGCACCCGACGACCGUCGCGACCGUAGCGGGCUGGCGACAGGUGCACGCGUCGAGCGGCGCCGGCACCCACAAAGCACGCAAUCCCGCCUCAGCGCCUGCUGCCCCUGCUGCGCGUUCCGACGUCCUCGCUGGGCUCCUCACGGGCUGGCACGACGUCGGACGCGGCGUCCGGGAUCCACCGAUUCGCGACGCAGCGUCCCUGGCGCGCGCUGCAGCUGCGCCGGCCGCGGCGUCGCGCCCCGUGGAGCGGGCGCAGCUUGCGCAGCUGGAGGCGCUCGGGCAGCUGGACGACAAGUUCAUCGUCGCUGCGGGCGGGGGCGUGGUGUGUGUGGUGGACCAGCACGCAGCCGACGAGCGGGUCCGACUCGAGGAGCUGCAGGACGCCGUGCUGGGGCCCGGGGGCGUGCCGAAAGACCGGCAGGUGUUCCGGCCGCCGGUGCCGUCGAUCAUCGAGGUGACGCAGCAGGAGUGGCACCUUCUCCAGGAGCACGACGACGCCGUGCGGCGCUGGGGCUGGGACUGGUCGGCGCAGCAAAGCAGCGCCGAAGCAGGCCACCGGACGGUCAGCCUCUCGGGGCUUCCGCGCGUCGCGGGGCAGGUCCUCGGCGGCACGCACCUGCUCCUGUACCUGCACGAGCUCGCUGCGUCGAGUGCGCGCGCUGUGCCGCCCGGCGUGAAGCAGGCGCUCGACAGCCGCGCGUGCCGCACUGCCAUCAUGUUCGGCGACCGCCUGAGCCGCGCAGAGUGCGCAGCGGUGCUCGGGGGGCUCAAGACGUGCCGGCAGUGGACGAUCUGCGCGCACGGAAGGUGCGUCAUGGGUUUGACUGAUCGCAUGUGUCAUAGCGCUCUCGACAACGCUGUCUGA